Messenger RNA from Patiria miniata (bat star), 2770 nucleotides. RefSeq names its product cytochrome b5-like. The record is from RefSeq and is a predicted model, not a curated record. NCBI's taxonomy places the organism in Eukaryota, Metazoa, Echinodermata, Asteroidea, Valvatida, Asterinidae. Gene Ontology annotation, molecular function: heme binding. Bases 98 to 475 code for a protein of 125 amino acids. Gene Ontology annotation, cellular component: intracellular membrane-bounded organelle; membrane. The transcript has 8 exons.
CCUAUACUUUACGAAAGUUACCGGUACCGGUUGUAGCAGAGGUUGGUGCGUGUUUGUAGAUAUUCCGGGUUUUUUUAGGAUAACACCAACAGAAAUCAUGUCAGAGACAAAAGAGACAAAAACAUAUACUCUAGAAGAUGUUAAACAACACAAAACAAGCCAGUCGAUAUGGAUCGUAAUUCAUAACAAAGUCUACGAUGUCACGAAGUUCUUGGAUGACCAUCCUGGAGGUGAAGAGGUGCUUCUUGAACAAGGAGGAUCGAAUGCCACAGAGUCAUUUGAAGAUGUAGGCCACUCAUCAGACGCCAGGGAACUCAUGCAGGAUUAUCUCAUCGGUGAUCUGGCAGAGGCUGAUUGGGAAACUUCAGUAAAGACAAACACAGGACCAAAUGCACCUGAUGCAGGAUCAGGAAGUUCUCAAAGUGAUAAUGAAAACAGUGAAGUGGACUCUCGAUGUCGCUGUGCUCUGUCUUAGUCUCAGUCCAGGUCGCACAGGGAUACCUCAUUAAUUGGGCCCAGUGGAUCAUUCCGACUAUCGUUGCUCUCGGGGUUGCGCUCCUCUACCGCUUCUACAUUGCCGGGAAUUGAUGCAGGGAACCAGGUCAUGUUGGUGGACAGGAUACCAGUUACAGUGUCUCCUUGCUGCUCCCACUACACGCAAACAGAUUAACCAAAGAAAUGAACAGAUGCCUUUUGCUAAUUACAGAAAGCCAGGGGCACCAUCAGAGCGUGAAAAUGUAAAAAAUUAAAUGACCAAUAACAGAUAUAUUCUUAAUAACAUUAUUUCUCAUUACAUUUGUAAGAUAGUGUUCCCAGAUCAGGCUUAGUCUAAAACGACAAUCUUGGUAUGAGAAAAUCAUUUCAGAGCCAAUUUUUUUUAACUUGAUCAAUUCAGUUUGGCCAAACAAGUAAAAUGAAAUCAAAAGGUUAUCACACAGUGGUACAUCAAGGAAUUUGUUGGGUUGGGGGAAGGAGUAAAAUUUGGUUGCGAUACUGUGUCUUGGAUACCGUAAUUUUAUUGAUCCAGAACUGCCAUGAGUCCAGUCUGUAAAAAUGACUUUACUUCAAAUACACUGCGUUGCAUAAUGAUUAACACAUAAACUGCAUUGCAUACAAGUUAUCUCGUAUGCACUACCUUACUACGUGUGAAGGGUGCCUUUGUGCCUCACAAUGGAUAACUGCGAUCUCUCAAUCUCGUAUCUGGCUGGAAAGCUCACCGUUUUCAAAAAGGUUAUACUACAUACAUGUACCAACCGUGAUUUUACAUGUGUGAAAUAUUUCUUGCAUAGUAGGUUAAAAAGUUUUUCUUUUCGACAUAUUGGCACGAUAUACAUGUAACAAAACAAUUGUUGACUGCUGUGAUGUGGGACAUGUGUUUUUUACCGCCUUCCCCUUGGGUGCUGUACGUCUCUCGACGUGGUGUACAAAACAUGUCCGCAGUCAAUAAUUGUAUAUUACAUGUAUGUAUCACAAGAAUUGCGGUUUUUCCCUCCUACUGGAUACAGCACUGUCCACUACACAAGAUGCCCGGCUCAAUUUCAUGGUCUUGAUGAAUGAUGUCUUCAUCAGCAUGUUUCACGACAUUAAUUACCAUGUUUUUGCAUGUAGAUCUCUAUUUGGCUUAAGUAUUCACUACUCAUGGUUUCCAAAAUUUAUGAACCAAGUUUGUCCCUUUGAAACUAAAAAACCCAGACCAAAAAAAAGGCAAAACAGACUGCUUCACGAUACCACAGAGUUAAAGCUACAGUCCAUCAUUUGCAGCUAUCCAAAAAGUAACUGACGUAAUUGGUGUUGAAAAACAUACUCGGUUGAAAGAUAGUAAGGGGAAUAAACUCCCAGUGAAAUUAUUCUUUCUAGCAAGCUGUCAUUUUGAAGAAGUCCAACCAAAGAAGGCAUUAGUAGCUUGUUUUCUUAUUUGGCGAAGUGGGUGCAAACGUUGACACGACGCACACACGCGCACGGUUGCUUUAAGUCGUCAGAUCAGUGCGCGACAUCGCGUAGCUGCAAUCGGCUCAGUGAGAACAUGUCUCGGACCCUGAAUUCAGACCCAAUUCAAAACUCAGACUCAGCAACUUUUGAUUUGAAAUCAAGAUCCUAGAAUGUUGUUCAUCUCAAAAUAUACAGCUGAAGCUGAGCUAAAACUUCAUCAAGUUAGUUGUUCAGCACCCUUCUUUAGAUUUUGAGCAUGUUUGUUGCUUCAAACGAACAAAAAUGCACAAAUUACAAAUGAUGGACUGUACCUUUAAGCACAGAUUUGAGCAUGUGGGGAAUGUCACAGUUGCAAUGAAAUUACUAACUUCCAAAAUAUAUAAAUGUACAUGAUUCGAGUCGUUCAUGUUGAAAUGUUAUCGUGUCAUUAGUACAGAUUCCUCGGUGUGGAAAAUGUGGUUACUUAAGUCUGGAGAGCCUAUUUUCCUAGCUUUGGUGUUUCGGUCGGAAAUAUGGUUUGGGAGAUAAUACUGUGGAAAUUGUUGACAAAUGUAACCUAAAAUUCUGUCUCAUCAACUGAUCUUUUUUUCUGAUCAACGCAAUGCAUGAUUGAAUGGGAUUCGUAAUUAAAAACACCAGUAGGAAAAGUAAAACUUUCAUCGAAAAUUUACAGAUCAAAGUUAAACUUUUUCAGGAAACGCUGUACAUGUACAUUCUGUCAAUAUCUGAUCGAGGAUUAUGAAAAUGUCUAAAACAAUAACUGAUAUGCAAAAAUGUAGAAGUUGGCUGUAUGUUUCAUGUGAAUGUCAUUGUAACUACCUAGGCUUUACUUUAACUAUAA